Molecule: messenger RNA, 1410 nt
Organism: Synchiropus splendidus (mandarinfish)
Lineage: Eukaryota; Metazoa; Chordata; Actinopteri; Syngnathiformes; Callionymidae
Gene: agmat
Product: agmatine ureohydrolase (agmatinase)
Exons: 7
Coding region: 50-1090 (346 amino acids)
Molecular function (GO): metal ion binding; agmatinase activity
Source: RefSeq, a predicted model, not a curated record
UGGUUCACGCACCUCGUAUCUCGAAGUAGAUGUUAGCUGCGAGCUCGCAAUGUUGUCACUUUGCAGAAACGUUCUUGCUCGAAGCAGACUUCUCUCUUCUGGACUGGACUCGACUUGCAGUAAGGCCUGCAGAAAGUUGACCGACAAGCGCUUCAAUGUUCCUGUGAGCGCCGAGUUCGUGGCUCGCGUGUCGGGUGUCCCGACCAUGGCUCGGUUACCCUUCCAGGAGAGCGCGGAGGGGCUGGACGCAGCCUUCAUCGGAGUUCCCACUGACUCGGGAACUUCCAACCGACCUGGAACAAGGUUCGGCCCGCGUCAGAUCAGGACAGAAUCCAGUCUCCUGAGGGCGUACAACAGCGGCACCCGGGCCGCUCCUUACGAGUCCCUGAUGGUGGCGGAUAUCGGAGACGUCAACGUGAACCUCUACGACUUGAAGGACACAUGCAAGCGCAUCAGAGAGGCGUACAGAACCAUCCUGGCCACGGGCUGCAUCCCCCUCACCAUGGGUGGAGACCACACUAUUGCGUACCCCAUUCUUCAGGCCGUCGCUGAAAGGCACGGCCCAGUAGGUCUUGUCCACGUGGAUGCUCACUCCGACACUGGCGACGUGGCUUUGGGAGAGAAGAUCACUCACGGAUCUCCAUUCAGGCGAUGCGUGGAGGAGGGUCUACUGGACUGCAAGAGGGUGGUCCAGAUCGGCCUGCGCGGCACCGGCUACUCCCCAGAUUCUUAUGAAUGGAGUCGUGCGCAGGGGUUCCGUGUGGUCCAAACUGAGGACUGUUGGCAUAAAUCUCUCACACCUCUGAUGGAAGAGGUCAGGGCUCAGAUGGGUAGCGGUCCGGUGUACCUCAGUUUUGACAUUGACGGGCUCGAUCCGGGAUUUGCACCAGGAACUGGAACGCCGGAGAUCGCAGGAUUGACCCCAAUACAGGGUUUGGAGAUUAUCCGGGGCUGUCGUGGCCUGAACCUGGUUGGCUGUGAUCUGGUGGAGGUGUCUCCGCCCUACGACACAACUGGAAACACAGCGUUGACUGCUGCCAAUCUGCUUUUCGAAAUGCUGUGUGUCCUUCCAAAUGUUAAAUACUACUGAUCUUGUUAAACAGAUCAAUGAACAGUGACAAUAAUAAUCAGAUUAAGAACAAGUGGGUUAAUGGGCCACUCUAAAACCUUCCGAAUGUCUCGUUCGCAAGAUCAUUUUGCUUUCUAAAUGUUUCCAUGCAGUGUUUCAGGUUGAAGUUGCCCUUUGGAUGACGGCAUGUUAUGUGCAAAGUCAGAGGAUGAAACCAUCAGCCUUCAGUCAUUUGAGAAUCAAAUUCGUUUUACGACACAUAAAUCCACAUGAUGCAAACUUGUAUUUAGGUGUACAAGUACAAGAGGUUGUAACAAAAUUAUUAAAGAUCUUUAUUGCAA